GUUGCUCAGAUUUAGAAAUCUAGCCAUCUCUUUGCUUAGCCCAAUGCAGAAUUAUGCAGUGUAUUAUUUUUUGGUGCUGUGGAAUAAUAUAUUAAGGGAAUGUUGGAUUAAACAUUGAUCUAUGGUGCACGUGCAUUCUUGAACGAGGCACUGUGUUUGCAGAAACAAGAGACGGCUUAUGUCGGUAUUGCGGGAACAAUGGUGAAGUACUUCAGCUGUAUUGGGGUUCUGAAGAGCUCCUGGGACCAAGUCUUCAUUGCAUUCUGGCAGAGGUACCCCAACCCAUACAGUAACCAUGUCCUGACAGAGGAUAUCGUGUUUCGGGAGGUGACCCCGGACAACCGGCUCAUUUCCAGACGUCUCUUGACCAAAACGAGUCGGGCCCCUCGCUGGGCGGAGCACUACCUGCCGGUGCAUAUGGCCCGCUGCGCCUACAUCAUGGAGGACUCCAUUGUGGACCCCCAAGCGAGAACCAUGACCACUAUGACCUGGAACAUCAGCCACGCCCGCCUCAUGUCUGUGGAGGAGCGGUGUGUGUACAGGGUGAAUCAGGAGAACGGCAACUGGACACAGAUAAAGAGAGAGGCCUGGAUCUCUUCCAGUCUCUACGGCCUCUCCAGGGCCUUUCAGGAGUUUGGCCUGGCGAGGUUUAAGAGCAGUGUUACAAAGACCAUGAAAGGGUUUGAAUACGUCUUGGCCAAAAUGCAAGGGGAGACCCCCUCCAAGACGCUGGCGGAGACGGCGAAGGAGGCGAAGGAGAAAGCUCGAGAAACUGCGCUGGCCGCCACGGAGAAGGCCAAGGGUCUGGCCUCCCAGGCUCAGAAGAAGCAGUAUGUGUAAGGCGCGUGGGGGGUGGUCGGGCGUGGUCCUCACAAGGCCCAGACCCGACAUGCUCAUGUUCCAGCUCAUACCCCGCCUCACAACCGCCCCCCCUCACCCUACCCUACCCUGCAGGCCUCAGCCCUGGCUGAACCCCUCCUGCUUCUCCAAACUCCAGUUCCCCCCACUCUCCCAUCCAGUGCCUGGAAUUUCACCACCUUAGCCUAUGCCAUUCCUUCCUCCAGUCUUCUUCUGUUGCUGAAUCUCACUUAAUCAUUUCCUUUAUAUGCCGGUACCUCUCGGCAGCACGUAGCCAGCUAGCGCACAGAAUGACCCAACAACAGUACUUGAUUUAUCUAAACCACGUGUUUAAGGGUUAAUUUGUAAAUACAGCUUUUAUUCGUUUGGCGUUAGCUUGUGUCCCUGCUUAACUACUUGAAGCAAGCGAACCGGCGUGGCGUUUCUGCACUUCAGAUGCUUGACUAGAUUGUUUCACAGACCUUCUUCUUGUUCUGUAUUUUUUUUUCUCCUGUUACAAAAUCGUAAUUUCAUUGCUUCAAAUUGAAGUUAUUAGUGUGACCUUGGUCCACGUUAUUUGCAGACAUAGCCUGUAAGACCUGUCGCGUGAACCUUGAUCCAUCGUGAGGGUGUGCCGAACGCCAAACUCUGUAGAAACGCUAAUGGUACUGUAAGCACUGGAAUAGAGUGCAUGGGGAUGUCUGCAGCGAUGUGUAUUAUUCCAGAAAGUGGACUAAAUUUUAAGUGAACUACUGUAAUUGUAACUGCCUCCUGAAUAUGGAAAGAUAAAAAAAGAAAAAGGAUUUGGAAGUUGAAAAGCUCUAAAGUGUAAAAAAAAAAAAAAAACUUGGUACACUUUAGCAAUCAGUUCAACAAUAAACGUUUUCUAUCAAACUAA
Messenger RNA from Anguilla rostrata (American eel), 1735 nucleotides. It is a transcript of the gene prelid1a, whose product is annotated as PRELI domain containing 1a. Bases 199 to 840 code for a protein of 213 amino acids. Gene Ontology annotation, cellular component: mitochondrial intermembrane space. Gene Ontology annotation, molecular function: phosphatidic acid transfer activity. Lineage: Eukaryota; Metazoa; Chordata; Actinopteri; Anguilliformes; Anguillidae. The record is from RefSeq and is a predicted model, not a curated record. Gene Ontology annotation, biological process: phospholipid transport. The transcript is spliced from 6 exons.